AUGGCGUCGAGUGGAGGAGAUGGAGAACCUGAGUGGACCGCAGCCGUGCGGCCGCUUUUAUCAGCGUCUUACACGGCUUUCGAAACGAAAGAGCUACCUCAGCUUAUAGGUUCCAUCAUAAACAGUGAAUCAGAGAUACUUCAUCACGAUAAACAGUAUGAGCCGUUCUACUCGUCGUUUGUGGCGCUCUCUGCACAUUACAUCACCACAGUAUGUGGACAAAUCCCUAGAAAUCAGUUGCUGUCGGUAGCUGCAGCAUGUAAAGUAUUGAUUGAGUUUUCAUUGCUGCGGCUCGAGAAUCCAGAUGAAGCAUGUGCAGUUUCACAGAAACACCUGAUUCUCUUAAUAAAAGGCCUUUGCACUGGUUGCAGUCGACUAGAUCGAACAGAGAUCAUUACGUUCACUGCAAUGAUGAAGUCUGCCAAACUUCCACAGACUGUCAAAACCCUUUCUGACGUGGAGGACCAGAAGGAGCUACCGUCCCCAGUCAACCCUGAGCUACGACACAAAGAAGUGCAAAUGAAUUUUUUCAAUCAGCUGACAUCAGUGUUCAACCCUGACAUUACAGUCUUAGCCUCACCCUCUGUGCACAUGCAGGCUGAAGGGGAGUGCGAUGACCAAACAACAACAGAUCAGGCAACACAGGCCAAAAUGAAGAAUGCCUUCAUCUCACAAAAUGUGUCCAGUUUACAAGAAUUGGGGGGCUCGGAGAAGUUGCUGCGCGUGUGCCUCAAUCUGCCCUACUUCUUACGCUACAUCAACCGCUUCCAGGAUGCUGUAUCAGCAAACUCUUUCUUCAUCAUGCCAGCCACUGUGGCAGAUGCCACGGCUGUCCGAAAUGGAUUCCACUCUCUUGUAAUUGAUGUGACCAUGGCCUUGGAUACUCUCUCUCUGCCUGUGCUGGAGCCUUUAACCCCUGGGAGACUCCUCGAUGUUACUGUGCUAGCUCUGAGCUGCCUCUAUGCAGGUGUGAGUGUGGCAACAUGCAUGGCUAUUCUGCAAGUGGGUACGGGCCUGCAGCUUCGCACUGCCUCCACUGGCUCCAAAGAGGAAGAUUAUGAGAACGAUGCUGCUACUAUCGUGCAGAAAUGUCUGGAGAUAUAUGACAUGAUUGGACAGGCUAUCAGUAACUCUCGCCGUGCUGGAGGGGAGCAUUAUCAGAACUUCCAGCUUCUGGGUGCCUGGUGCUUACUGAAUAGCUUGUAUUUGAUAUUGAAUCUGAGCCCCACGGCUCUGGCAGAUAAGGGGAAGGAGAAAGAUCCUCUAGCAGCACUGCGAGUCAGGGACAUUGCUACCCGCACCAAAGAUGGGGCAGGAUCCCCAAAACUGGGCCCUGGGAAGGGACACCAAGGUUUCGGGGUUUUGUCGGUCAUUCUGGCAAAUCACUCUAUCAAGCUGCUCACGUCACUGUUUCAGGACCUACAAGUGGAGGCACUGCACAGGGGCUGGGCCAGUGAUGGGCCCCCAGCAGAGCUGAACAUUAUGGCUCAAAGCACAUCAAUUCAGAGAGUGCAGAGACUCAUCGACUCUGUGCCUCUCACUAACCUGCUCUUCACGCUGCUCUCCACCUCCUAUAAGAAGGCUUGCGUGCUGCAAAGACAGAGGAAAGGCUCAGUGAGCAGUGAUGCCAGUGCCUCCACCGACUCAAACACAUACUAUGAAGAUGACUUCAGCAGCACAGAGGAGGACAGUAGUCAAGCAGAGAGAAGACAGGAGAGGACAAGAGCAGCUUGUGUCUCAGAUGAUGACAGUGAGCCCAUUCUGGGCCUUUGGUUUGAGGAGACCAUCUCUCCCAGUAAAGAGAAGGUGGCUCCUCCACCUCCCCCUCCACCCCCUCCUCUGGAAACCUCUCCAAGACUCAAGAGCCCCAGCAAGCAGAAUGCAGGAGAGAACGGCAAUAUCCUAGCCAGCCGCAAGGACCCAGAGUUGUUCUUAAGUCUGGCUUCAAGCAUUCUGAACUUCAUCACUACAUCCAUGCUGAAGUCCAGAAAUAACUUUAUCCGCAACUACCUGAGUGUGUCCCUCACCGAGCAGCACAUGGCCACCCUGGCCAGCAUUAUCAAGGAUGUGGACAAAGAUGUGAAGGGUUCCUCUGAUGAAGAAUUUGCAUCAGCCUUAUACCACUUCAACCAUUCUCUGGUAACAUCAGACCUACCCUCUCCAGCUCUUCAGGUGUGCAGGAUGAUUGACCCAUUGAACACAUUGUUGCAGCAGUUGGGUGUGGCUCCAUUCUCUGAAGGCCCCUGGCCCAUGUACAUCCACCCCCAAUCGCUUUCGGUGCUCUCCAGACUACUGCUGAUCUGGCAGCACAAAGCAAGCAUGCAGGGAGAUCCUGAUGUGCCUGAGUGCAUGAAGGUCUGGGAAAGGUUUGUGGGCACUCUGAAACAGCACACCCUGCAGGGAGCAAUGCCCAGCGAGGAGGAUCUGAAUGUGGAGCACCUUCAACUAUUGCUGCUCAUUUUCCACAACCUGUCAGAGAAGGGCCGCCGCAACGUCCUCACUUUGUGCACACAGGCCAUCGCUGAGGUGGCCGCCCAGGUGGACUCUCAGCUCCAGGCUGUGCCGCUCAACCUGGCCCGCAUUCUGCUGGUCUUUGAUUACCUGCUACACCAAUACUCUAAAGCCCCUAUGUAUCUGUUUGAGCAGGUACAGUACAAUCUUCUGACUGCACCUACAUCUGGGGCCAGCUCUACACAGGAAGGAGGAAAACGAGGCUCUCUACCAAUUUAUUAUGGCUUUAAGGAAGUGGAAGAAAACUGGACCAAGCACUGCUCGGCAGGUAGGAAUUCUACAGUGCAGCCCAAGUUCUACUGUGUCCUUUCCCCUGAAGCUUCAGAAGAUGACAGAAGUCGACUUGACAACAAGGUCUUCCAAGUGCUGUUCAAUGGAGCUGUAAAAUAUGACAACUUGUAUUCCUCUCUUAUUUCCCUGCUGGCUGCGGGGUCUCGCUUCGACACAGCCAGAAGGCAGGAGAACAAACCUAUUAACCCUGUUGAGGCAUGUUCCCUCCAGUAUUAUUUUCUGAUUCUGUGGAGGAUUCUGGGAGUGUUACCCCCAUCUAAAGCCUAUAUUGAGCAACUAAAGACAGGGAACAGUGACCCAAGUGAGAGUGACAUCCUGCACACCCUUAGGUGGUCAUCGCGGUUAGGAGUCAGCACAUAUGUCAACUGGAUCAAAGAACACUUGGUGAAACAAGGAAUGAAAGCCGACCAUGCAACCUCCCUGGUUGAAGUGGUGUCCUCCAAAUGCAGUGCAGUGAAAUAUGACGUAGAGCUUGCUGAGGAGUACAUUGCCAGACAGAUCUCGUCUUUCUGUUGUGUGGACCCCAACAGCAUCCUGCCUCUUCACCAGAUUCCUUCCCUGCAGACCAUAUACACAUUGGAUGCGGUCAUCUCAAAAGUGCAGGUCUCUCGUAAUGAGCAUUUCUCAAAGGUGGCUGCAGAGACAGACACGCACAAAUCAUUUGAGAUUACCAAGAACCUACUGCCUGCAACACUGCAGCUUAUCGACGUCUACACGGCUUUUACCAGAUCAUAUUUGUUAAUGAGCCUCCCUGAAGAUGGAGAAAACAAGCCAACAGAAGCCAAACUGCAGGGCUAUGCAGCUGUGUUGUCUAUCGGCUCUACACGCUGCAAAGCCAAUGUUCUUGGCCAGCCAUUAAUGCAGAAUCUACCAUCUGCUGUUCAAACGCUAUGUGAGACAUGGAACAACAUCCAUACUAACGAGUUCCCCAACAUUGGUUCAUGGCGGAAUGCCUUUGCUAAUGACACCAUUCCAUCAGAGAGCUAUAUCAGUGCUAUCCAAGCAGCCCACCUGGGAACACUCUGUAAUCAGUCUCUGCCCUUGGCCUCCUCCCUCAAACACAUCUUGCUCACAUUGGUGCGCCUCACUGGGGACCUCAUUGUCACAGAGGAGCUGAACCCUCCCCAGGUGAUUCGCACGCUUUUGCCACUUCUGUUGGAAAGCAGCACAGAGAGUGUUGCUGAAAUCUGCAGCACAUCUUUAGAGAGGAUCCUGGGUCCCGCUGAGUCUGAUGCCUUCUUGGCUCGUGUAUACGAGCGACUCGUCACAGGCUGCUACAACAUCAUUGCCAACCACUCUGACCCAAACAGUGGUCUGGAUGAGUCUGUGCUGGAGGAAUGUCUGCAGUACCUGGAGAAGCAGUUGGAGAGCAGUCAGGUCCGCAAAGCCAUGGAGGAAUUCUUUUCUUUCAGUGGCGAACUGGUACAAAUCAUGAUGGCAACUGCAAAUGAGAAUCUAUCUGCCAAGUUCUGCAACAGGGUUCUGAAGUUCUUCACUAAGCUGUUCCAGCUGACGGAGAAGAGCCCUAACCCCAGCCUGCUGAGCCUGUGUGGCUCCCUGGCCCAGCUGGCCUGCGUGGAACCAUCAAGGCUGCAGGCAUGGUUGACUCGUAUGACUGCCUCACCACCCAAAGACUCAGACCAGCUGGACACGGUGCAGGAGAACAGACAGCUGCUGCAGCUUCUUACCACCUACAUUGUGCGGGACAAUAGCCAGGUGGGCGAGGGUGUGUGCACUGUGCUACUAAGCACCCUUAUCCCCAUGGCAACUGAGAUGCUGGCCAGCGGUGAUGGGGCUGGCUUUCCUGAGCUCAUGGUUAUCAUGGCCACGCUGGCCAGUGCUGGGCAAGGAGCAGGACACCUGCAGCUGCACAGGGCUGCUAUUGACUGGCUCACUAGAUGUAAAAAGUACUUGUAUCAGAAGAAUGUUGUGGAGAAAGUCACCGCCAAUGUUUCUCAAGGCAAACAUGCCAGCAUGUUGGAGUGUGCAUGCCACAUCAUCUCCUACCUGGCAGACGUGAUGAAUGCUCUGAGGCAGAGCAGCGGGCAAGGCUCAUCCCAGCUACUGAUGGAGGGAGAGGAGAAGGCCAUUGAGGUGGACUCCGACUGGGUGGAGGAGCUGGCUGUUGAGGAGGAGGACUCGCAGGCUGAAGACUCGGAUGAGGACUCCCUCUGCAAUAAGCUCUGUACCUUUACCAUUACGCAGAAGGAGUUCAUGAAUCAGCACUGGUAUCAUUGUCACACCUGUAAGAUGGUGGAUGGGGUAGGUGUGUGCACAGUGUGUGCCAAGGUCUGUCACAAAGACCACGAGAUCUCCUAUGCCAAAUACGGCUCUUUCUUCUGUGACUGCGGGGCCAAGGAGGAUGGCAGCUGCCAGGUGAGACCGAAUACUUCAGGUCAUCAUGGGAAAAGAACAACAGCGGCUCUGGUGAAAAGAAGCCCCAGCAGUGGAAUGAGCUCCACUAUGAAGGAGUCCUCAGCCUUUCAGAGUGAGCUGCGGAUGCCUGAGAGUGCCAUUCGCCACCAGAGCACAUCGUCCACCGACAAGGGCAAAGUCACCAUCUGCGAUGGGAAGAGCAGCGAUGAGGAGAAACCCAAGAAAAGCAGUGUGUGCAAAAACAUUGAAGGCUGCAGAGAAGACCUACUUGCCCAAGUGUCAAGUUCAUCCACGGCAACUCUGGUGCUGGACCUGCUGAUCUUUCUCAUGGAUGCCAUCCAGACGAACUUCCAGCAGGCCUCUGCUGUGGGCAGCAGCAGCCGUGCCCAACAUGCACUCAAUGAACUGCACACCCAGGACAAGACUGUGGAGAUGACCGACCAACUCAUGGUUCCCACUCUAGGCUCUCAGGAGGGAGCAUUUGAGAAUGUGAGGAUGAACUACAGUGGUGAUCAGGGCCAGACCAUCAGACAGCUCAUCAGUGCUCAUGUGUUGCGGCGUGUGGCCAUGUGUGUGCUGUCCUCUCCCCAUGGGCGCAGACAACACCUCGCUGUCAGCCAUGAGAAGGGCAAGAUCACUGUCCUGCAACUGUCAGCCCUCCUGAAGCAGGCAGACUCCAGUAAAAGAAAACUGACUCUAACUCGCCUGGCCUCAGCACCUGUGCCCUUUACUGUCCUCAGCUUGACUGGAAACCCUUGUAAUGAGGACUACCUAGCUGUUUGUGGCCUCAAGGACUGUCAUGUACUCACAUUCAGCAGUACAGGCUCAGUGUCUGACCACCUCGUACUGCACCCCCAGCUGGCCACUGGAAACUUCAUCAUUAAGGCCAUCUGGCUGCCUGGUUCUCAGACUGAAUUGGCCAUUAUCACAGCUGACUUUGUUAAGAUCUAUGACUUGUCUGUGGAUGCCCUCAGCCCCAUGUACUACUUCCUUUUGCCGAGCUCAAAAAUCAGAGAUGCAACAUUCCUGUUCAAUGAAGAGGGAAAAAACAUCAUUGUCAUAAUGUCCUCAGCUGGCUACAUGUACACACAGGUGAUGGAUGAGUCCAGCAGUGCACAGCAUGGCCCCUUCUAUGUUACCAAUGUGCUUGAGAUCACCCAUGAAGACUUGAAGGACAGCAAUGGUCAGGUGGCAGGAGGGGGGGUGUCUGUGUAUUACUCCCAUGUCCUGCAGAUGCUCUUCUUCAGUUACAGCCAGGGCAAGUCUUUUGCUGCCACAGUGAACCGCAGCAGCAUGGAGACACAGAGAUUAUUUACAAUAAAUGUCAAAGGGUCAAACGGAGGCAGUAAGACAUCUCCAGCUCUGUGCCAGUGGUCUGAGGUAAUGAACCACCCAGGGCUGGUGUGCUGUGUGCAGCAGACCACAGGGAUCCCUCUUGUCAUCAUGGUGAAACCAGACACUUUCCUGAUCCAGGAGAUUAAAACUUUACCAGCCAAAGCCAAGAUUCAGGACAUGGUGGCUAUCCGUCACACAGCCAGUAACGAGCAGCAGCGUACCACUAUGAUCCUGCUGUGUGAAGAUGGCAGCCUGCGCAUCUACAUGGCCAAUGUGGAGAACACAUCCUACUGGCUCCAGCCCUCUCUUCAGCCUAGCAGUGUCAUUAGCAUCAUGAAGCCUGUCCGCAAACGCAAAGCUGCCGCCGCCACUACACGCACGUCCAGCCAAGUAACCUUUCCUGUAGAUUUCUUUGAACACAACCAGCAGCUGACGGAAGUGGAGUUUGGGGGCAACGACUUGCUGCAGGUCUACAACGGGCAACAGAUCAAACACCGCCUCAACUCCUCAGGGAUGUAUGUGGCCAACACCAAGCCUGGUGGCUUCACAGUGGAGGUGGUAAACAAUAACAACUCUAUGGUGAUGACGGGAAUGAGGGUGCAGGUUGGCACUCAGGCCAUCGAAAGGGCUCCAUCAUACAUUGAAAUCUUUGGCCGCACCAUGCAGAUGAAUUUGACUCGCUCUCGGUGGUUUGAUCUGCCUUUCACACGUGAGGAGGCCCUGCAGGCUGACAAGAAACUCUCCAUUUUCAUUGGAGCAUCAGUAGACCCUGCUGGAGUCACCAUGCUAGACUCUAUUAAGAUCUAUGGCAAAACCAAAGAGCAGUUUGGAUGGCCUGAUGAACCUCCAGAGGACUUUCCUUCUGCCUCUGUCAACAAUGUUUGCAGCCCCAAUCUGAACCAGGGCAAUGGCACGGGAGACAGUGACAUCACAACUCCAACCUCCACCAGUGGCACAGUACUGGAGAGUUGCGAAACUGAGUCCUUAUCAACCUUGGACCGGUUAGUGGUCAGCUCCCUGGAAGCUCUGGAGAGUUGCUUUGCUGUUGGCUGUGCCAGUGAAAAGGAAAAAAGCAAAGGUCCAGCCCUAGAGCUGGCCACUCUUCUACUAUCCAUGCCAACUCCUGCUGGAGUCCAGCAACAGACCAAAGGCCUUCUGGCCAGUUUACACACCAGCCGCACAGCCUACCACAACCACAAGGAUCAAUCUCUACUGAGCAAUGCAGUGCAGUGUUUGAACAGCUGCAGUAAGGAUGGAAAGGAUUUGGACCCUGAUGUUUUCCAGCGACUAGUGAUAACCGCCCGCUCCAUUGCCAUCAUGAGACCCAAUAACCUAGUGCACUUUACAGAGUCAAAGAUGUCUCAUGCUGAAACUGAUCUGAGUGAAGAUGGUAAGGAUGGCCUAAAACAAGCUGACGCUGAAGGCUGUAAUUUUAUCAUGCAGCUGGUCAGUAACUUCUGGAAGCUUCAUGCACUGAAACCCAAGAAUGCUUUCCUUGCUCCUGCCUGUUUACCUGGGCUGACCCACAUUGAAGCCACUGUGAAUGCACUAGUGGACAUCAUUCAUGGCUAUUGCACAUGUGAGCUGGACUACAUCAAUGUGGCCUCCAAAAUCUACAUGCAGAUGUUGCUCUGUCCUGACACCUCUGUGAGCUUUGCUUGCAAACAGGCCCUUAUAAGAGUACUGAGACCCAGGAACAAGCGCAGGCAUGUGACUUUGCCCUCUCCGCCGCGCUCCAACACUCCAAUGGGUGAUAAAGAUGAUGAUGACGAUGAUGAUGCUGAUGAUAAGAUGCAGCCUUCUGGAAUGACAGGAGGGGAGAGUGGCAGACAGGAGAGCCAAGAACAAAGUGAGGUGGACCAUGGAGAUUUUGAGAUGGUGUCUGAGUCCAUGGUUUUGGAAACAGCAGAGAAUGUGAACAAUGGAAACCCAUCUCCUCUUGAGGCACUCCUGGCUGGAGCAGAGGGCUUCCCCCCAAUGCUCGACAUCCCUCCUGAUGCUGAUGAUGAGACCAUGGUUGAACUGGCCAUAGCUCUUAGUCUCCAGCAGGAUCAGCAAGGUAGUAGCAGCAGUGCCCUGGGCCUGCAGAGUCUAGGCCUUUCUGGCCAGGCCCCCAGUUCAUCUUCUCUGGACGCAGGCACCUUGUCAGAUACGACUGCAUCAGCUCUGGUUAUACUUUCAGCCCCAGCCUCGGAUGAUGAGGGGAGCACAGCGGCCACAGACGGCUCCACGCUGCGCACCUCUCCCGCCGAGCACGGGGGCAGCGUGGGCUCUGAAAGUGGAGGCAGUGCCAUCGACUCAGUGGCUGGAGAACAUAACGGUGAGGGUCGAGGUAGGGAGGAAAUGUUGUCUGGGCGCAGCAGUGCUUACGGAGACACUGCUGUGGAAGGCCACCCUGCAGGACCAGGCAGUGUGAGCUCCAGCACAGGAGCCAUCAGCACCACCACAGCCCAGCAGGAAGGAGAAGGCUCUGAAGGAGAGGGAGAGAAUGAGGGGGACAUCCACACCAGCAACAGACUGCACAUGGUGCGCCUGAUGCUGCUGGAGCGCCUUCUGCAGCACCUGCCUCAGCUGCACACUGUGGGUGGGGUGCGUGCAAUCCCAUACAUGCAGGUGAUCCUCAUGCUGACCGCUGACCUAGAUGGAGAGGAUGAGAAAGACAAGGGAGCACUGGAUGACCUUCUGGCUCAGCUAAUUGCUGAGCUUGGCAUGCACAAGAAGGAUGUCUCAAAGAAGAAUGAACGCAGCGCAAUAAAUGAGGUGCAUCUGGUCAUCAUGAGACUGCUCAGUGUCUUCAUGUCACGCACAAAGUCUGGCUCCAAGUCUUCUUCAGAGUCCUCUUCGCUUAUCUCAAAUGCCACGGCAACUGCCCUGUUGAGUCUGGGAGCAAUAGACUACUGCCUGCAUGUGCUCAAGUCUCUACUGGAGUUCUGGAAGACUCAGCAGGGAGAGGAAGAGCCAGCAGCUGCCAGUCAGCUCCUCAAACCCCACACUUCCUCCUCUCCCCCUGACAUGAGCCCCUUCUUCUUACGCCAGUAUGUUAAGGGUCAUGCUGCCGAUGUGUUUGAGGCAUACUCUCAACUCCUCACUGAAAUGGUGCUGCGCCUGCCCUAUCAGAUCAAGAAGAUUGCUGACACGAACCCCCGCAUUCCUCCCCCCAUCUUUGACCACUCUUGGUUCUAUUUUCUCUCUGAGUACCUGAUGAUCCAGCAAACUCCGUUUGUGAGGAGACAAGUGAGGAAGCUGCUGCUCUUUAUCUGUGGCUCCAAGGAGAAAUAUCGCCAGCUGCGAGACCUUCACACGCUUGACUCCCAUGUUCGCAGCAUCAAGAAACUUUUGGAAGAACAAGGCAUCUUCCUUAGGGGAGGCAUUGUCACAGCAACCUCUGGCUCUGCCCUGCAGUAUGACACACUCAUUAGUCUGAUGGAACACCUGAAAGCAUGUGCUGAAAUAGCCACACAGAGAACCAUCAACUGGCAGAAGUUCUGUAUGAAAGAUGAUUCGGUGCUGUACUUCCUGCUGCAGGUGAGUUUUCUGGUCGAUGAGGGUGUGUCUCCAGUGCUCCUGCAGCUGCUCUCCUGUGCCCUGUGUGGCAGUAAAGUCUUGGCUGCCUCCUCAUCUGGAGGUUCUGCUACAGGGGCUGGAGCCUCACAGUCCUCCCAGAGCAAGUCUUCCAGCAAGAAGAGCAAGAAGGAGGACAAGGAGAAAGAGAAAGAAGGUGAGGGAGCAGGAAGCCAGGAGGAUCAGCUGUGCACAGCACUGGUCAGUCAACUCAACAAGUUUGCGGACAAAGAGACUUUGAUUCAGUUCCUGCGUUGCUUCUUGCUGGAGUCGAACUCUUCCUCUGUGCGCUGGCAAGCCCACUGUUUGGCCUUGCAUAUUUACAGGAACUCCAACAAAUCCCAGCAGGAGUUGCUGCUGGACCUGACCUGGGCUAUCUGGCCUGAGCUUCCUGCUUAUGGCCGUAAGGCUGCUCAGUUUGUGGAUCUGCUGGGCUACUUCUCCCUCAAGACCCCUCAGACAGAAAAGAAGCUGAAGGAGUACUCUCAGAAAGCUGUUGAGAUUUUGAGGGCACAAAACCACAUACUCACCAAUCACCCCAACUCCAACAUAUACAACACCCUCUCUGGACUGGUUGAAUUUGAUGGCUUUUACCUUGAAAGUGAUCCCUGCUUAGUGUGCAACAAUCCUGAAGUGCCCUUCUCUAACAUCAAGCUGUCGUCUAUCAAAGUGGACACCCGCUAUACCACCACACAGCAAGUGGUGAAGUUAAUUGGCAGCCACACCAUCAGCAAAGUUACUGUAAAGAUCGGAGAUCUCAAGAGAACCAAGAUGGUGCGCACCAUCAAUCUCUACUACAACAACAGGACUGUUCAGGCUAUCGUGGAGCUCAAGAACAAACCUGCUCGCUGGCAUAAGGCUAAGAGGGUGCAGUUGACCCCUGGACAGACAGAAGUGAAGAUUGACCUCCCUCUCCCUAUUGUGGCUUCCAACUUGAUGAUCGAAUUCUCAGACUUCUAUGAGAACUACCAGGCAUCUACAGAGACCCUGCAAUGCCCUCGCUGCAGCGCCUCCGUACCUGCCAACCCAGGAGUGUGUGGCAACUGUGGAGAGAAUGUUUACCAGUGUCACAAGUGCAGGUCCAUUAAUUAUGAUGAGAAGGACCCCUUCUUGUGUAAUGCCUGUGGCUUCUGUAAAUAUGCCCGCUUUGACUUCAUGCUCUAUGCCAAGCCCUGCUGUGCUGUGGAUCCAAUAGAAAAUGAAGAAGAUAGGAAAAAGGCUGUGACCAACAUUAAUACACUUCUGGACAAGGCUGAUCGUGUGUACCACCAACUCAUGGGCCAUCGGCCUCAGCUCGAGAGUUUGCUCUCCAAGGUGAAUGAGGCAACUCCAGAGAAACCACAGGAUGACACGGGUGCAGGAGCAGGCCUGGGCACCUCCACUGCUAGUGUGAACAGGUACAUUCUGCAGCUAGCUCAGGAGUACAGUGGAGACUGCAAAACUUCAUUUGAUGAGCUCUCCAAAAUCAUACAGAAAGUGCUGGCUUCCCGUAAGGAGCUGCUGGAGUAUGAUUUACAGCAGCGAGAGGCCGCCACAAAGUCUUCCCGCACCACCACUCAGCCUACCUUCACUGCAAGUCAGUACCGGGCCCUCUCUGUCCUCGGCUGUGGACACACCUCAUCCACCAAGUGCUACGGCUGCGCAUCUGCAGUCACAGGCCACUGCAUCACUUUGCUCCGUGCACUGGCCACCAACACUGCCAUCAGGCAGAUUCUGGUAUUGCAGGGACUCAUUAGAGAACUGUUUGAGUACAACCUUCGUCGCGGCUCUGGAGCCAUGAGGGAAGAAGUCCGCCAGCUCAUCUGCUUGCUUACCAGAGAUAACCCAGAAGCCACACAGCAAAUGAAUGACCUCAUCAUUGCAAAGGUGUCAGCAGCCCUGAAGGGACACUGGGCCAACCCUGACCUGGUCAGUAGCCUACAGUAUGAAAUGCUACUCCUCACUGACUCCAUAGCAAAGGAGGGAGGUUGCUGGGAGCUGAGACUACGCUGUGCCCUCAGUCUGUUCCUAAUGGCAGUCAAUAUAAAGACUCCAGUAGUGGUGGAGAACAUUACUCUCAUGUGCCUGAGAAUCUUACAGAAACUCAUCAAACCCCCUGCACCCACCAGCAAGAAAAACAAGGAUGCUGCUGUUGAAUCCCUAACCACAGUCAAGCCAUAUAGCAAUGAGAUCCAUGCCCAGGCCCAGCUCUGGCUCAAAAAGGAUCCUAAGGCAUCAUAUGAGGCCUGGAAAAAGUGCCUUCCUGCUAGAUGUCAAGAGCCUGUCUCUAAGCCUUUGACUAAGGCUGAGAUCAGGAGACAGUACCUGAUGGAGAAGUAUGUGUGGAAGUGGAAGCAGUUCAUGAGGUCAAGAUCAGAGGGUUUGUUCCCUCGCUUGCUUAAACUGGGCCACAACAACUGGUUGAGACAGGUGCUCUUCACUCCAGCCACUCAGGCAGCAAGACAGGCCGCCUGCACCAUUGUAGAGGCCCUGACGACCAUCCCCAGCCGCAAGCAGCAGGUCCUGGACCUUCUUACAAGCUACCUGGAUGAGCUGAGUAUUGCGGGAGAAUGUGCUGCGGAGUACUUAGCUCUGUACCAGAAGCUUAUAAAACCUGCUCAUUGGAAGGUGUACCUGGCUGCCCGUGGUGUCUUGCCCUACAUUGGAAACCUUAUCACCAAGGAAAUUGCCCAUCUCUUAGCCCUGGAGGAAGCAACAUUGAGUACAGACCUGCAGCAAGGAUAUGCCCUCAAGAGUCUCACAGGCCUGCUGUCCUCCUUUGUGGAAGUGGAGUCCAUUAAACGACACUUCAAAAGCCGGCUUGUAGGCACAGUGCUUAAUGGGUACCUUUGUCUAAGGAAGCUGGUGGUUCAGAGAACCAAACUGAUCGAUGAGACUCAGGACAUGCUGCUAGAGAUGCUGGAGGACAUGACCACAGGGACGGAGUCUGAGACAAAAGCAUUCAUGGCAGUGUGCAUUGAGACAGCAAAACGCUACAACCUGGAUGACUACCGCACUCCUGUUUUCAUAUUUGAGAGACUCUGCAGCAUUAUCUAUCCUGAGGAGAACGAGGUGACAGAGUUCUUUGUGACUCUGGAAAAGGACCCACAGCAGGAGGACUUUCUGCAGGGACGCAUGCCAGGGAACCCCUACAGCAGUAAUGAACCUGGCAUUGGCCCACUCAUGAGGGACAUCAAAAACAAGAUCUGCCAAGACUGUGACCUGGUGGCACUGCUAGAGGACGACAGUGGCAUGGAGCUUCUCGUGAAUAACAAGAUCAUUAGUUUGGAUCUGUCUGUGGCAGAGGUCUACAAGAAAGUCUGGUGCCCUACCAAUGAGGGUGAGCCAAUGAGAAUCAUUUAUCGCAUGAGAGGGCUUCUUGGUGAUGCCACAGAGGAGUUCAUUGAGUCUUUGGAUUCUACCACAGAUGAGGAGGAGGAUGAUGAGGAGGUGUAUAAAAUGGCUGGAGUCAUGGCACAGUGUGGAGGAUUGGAGUGUAUGCUUAACAGACUCUCUGGAAUUAAAGAUUUCAAGCAGGGCAGACACCUACUAACAGUUCUGCUGAAGCUGUUCAGUUACUGUGUUAAAGUGAAGAUCAACAGACAGCAGCUGGUGAAACCAGAGAUGAACACCCUCAAUGUUAUGCUGGGCACUUUGAACCUUGCACUAGUAGCUGAGCAGGAGAGUAAGGACAGUGGAGGGGCAUCUAUAGCAGAGCAGGUCCUCAGCAUCAUGGAGAUCAUUCUUGAUGAGGCCAAUGCAGAAACUCUGUCUGAGGACAAGGGUAAUUUGCUGUUGACGGGAGAUAAAGACCAGUUGGUGAUGUUGCUUGACCAGAUCAACACCACUUUUGUGCGCUCCAACCCCAGCGUUCUUCAGGGCCUGCUGCGCAUCAUUCCGUACCUGUCCUUUGGAGAGCUAGAGAAAAUGCACAUCCUUGUGGAGCGUUUCAAACCCUGCUGCUGUUUUGACAAGUAUGACGAGGAGCAUAAUCCAGAUGAUAAGGUCUUCCUGGACUGCUUCUGUAAAAUUGCAGCUGGGAUCAAGAACAACAGCAAUGGCCAUCAACUCAAAGACCUAAUCCUACAGAAGGGCAUCACUCAGAGUGCUCUGGACUACAUGAAGAAACAUAUCCCCAGCGCCAAAAAUCUGGAUGCAGAUGUUUGGAAGAAGUUCCUUGCCCGACCAGCCCUUCCCUUUAUCCUCAGACUGCUGCGUGGUCUGGCCACCCAGCAUCCCCCUACACAGAUGCUGAUUGGAACAGAUUCCAUUAGCAAUUUGCACAAGUUAGAGCAGGUGUCCAGUGACGAAGGCAUUGGCACUCUGGCCGAGAACCUUCUAGAAGCAUUGAGGGAGCAUGCGGAGGUGAACCUUAAGAUUGAUGCAGCUCGAAGGGAAACACGGGCAGAGAAGAAACGUAUGGCAAUGGCAAUGAGGCAGAAAGCUCUAGGCACGCUCGGCAUGACAACCAAUGAGAAAGGCCAGGUGGUGACGAAGACAUCCCUAUUGAAACAGAUGGAGGAGCUUAUAGAGGAGCCAGGGUUAACCUGCUGCAUCUGCCGAGAAGGCUACAAGUUUCAGCCAACUAAGGUCCUGGGUAUCUACACGUUUACGAAGCGUGUGGCUCUGGAGGAGUUUGAGAACAAACCCCGCAAACAGCAGGGCUACAGCACUGUCUCGCACUUUAACAUAGUCCACUAUGACUGUCACCUCGCUGCUGUCCGGCUUGCUCGAGGGCGUGAGGAGUGGGAAAGUGCCGCUCUACAGAACGCCAACACCAAGUGCAAUGGGCUCUUGCCUGUGUGGGGGCCGCACGUACCCGAAUCAGCCUUCGCCACUUGUCUGGCAAGGCACAAUACAUAUCUGCAAGAGUGCACAGGGCAGAGGGAGCCCACGUACCAGCUCAACAUCCACGACACCAAGCUGCUGUUCCUGCGCUUUGCUAUGGAGCAAUCCUUCAGCGUGGACACAGGAGGAGGAGGCCGUGAGAGCAACAUCCAUCUCAUUCCCUAUAUCAUUCACACUGUCCUCUACGUCCUCAACACCACAAGGGCCACAUCACGAGAAGAGAAGAACUUGCAAAGUUUCUUGGAACAGCCAUGUGAUAAAUGGGUGGAGAGCUCAUAUGAAGUGGACGGGCCCCAUUACUUCACUGUGCUGGCCAUGCACAUCCUCCCUCCUGAGCGCUGGAGGGCCACACGCGUCGACUUCUUGCGCAGGCUCCUAGUUACCGCGCAUGCACGGAAGGUCUCACCAGGGGGCGCCAACAAACUCACAGACAAAGCAGUGAAAGAGUACAUGGUUUAUCGCUCUCCACUUCUCUUCUGGGGCCUGGUGGACCUCAUCUAUGACAUGUUCAGGAAAGUGCCCACCAGUAACACAGAGGGAGGCUGGUCCUUCUCACUGGCAGAGUAUGUGCGGCACAAUGACAUGCCCAUCUAUGAGGCUUCAGAAAGGGUGCUGAGGGCUUUCCAGGACGAGCUGAUGCCUGCUGAAUCUUUCUCAGAGUUCCUGGAUGUCGUAGGGCUUCUCUCAGACAUCCCAGACCCUGAUGGUUUUCUGCAGGACCUGUUGAACUCUGUGCCCUGAUGGCAUUCAGCCUUUCCCCUUACCGGACACGUGUCCACCCUGCUCAGUGCAGGUGUUCCUUAAACAUGGAGGCUGUCCACUACCUGGACACUGCUGCUUGCAGCUCCAAAAGGACACCUUUCAAUCGGGGUCUGGGCCCCCCAAAAUUUAUCAGCUCACCCACUCUCAUUCACCACCACCUCCGCUCUUGAUUUCCACUUGGGUUUGUUCUUCUGCAGCGUCUUCAGCUAUAACACUCCUAAACCAGAGAAUUAUAUAUGUAGUCAGACGAGUUAAUGCAUUUAUUACAAAUGUUUCUGUAACAUCUAAUACACUGAAACAUACCGUGCUGUUUUGAUCCAACAUGUUGGCAGGUGAUCUCUUCAAGUAACUUUAAAUGUUUGGGAAUUUAAUGACUGUGUAAGACAACUUGAUGGCUUUUAUUUUUCCUUUUUUUUUUCUUUUGUUUGUUUUUUGAGUUAACUUCCAGAAUGAGUGCAGCAGUUUCACAGAAGUGUGAACUGAUUUCUCGAGGUCAAGCACAUUGUUUCUGGACAUUUUGCAGUGGUGUGUAACAAUCUGAUUGUAUUUUGUAAGAAAGGCUAGGCCUGUUGCUGGGUGUUUGAAGAGAUUCUUGUGAGGUUUCUCUCCUUUGUAUAAAUGAAACGAACAGAAUGGGAUUAUAACUAAUCUGUAAGCCCACUGAAUCUGAAAUGCAUUUGUAACGGGGUUUUACUUGCUUCUACAAUGAAACUCAACAACUGUCGAGAUAAAAGAAUAAAAGGGCCUGCAUCUUUUCUUUGGAAGCUUUUUUUUUUCCUUUUCGCUUUGUUUUCCUGCUUGGGUUUUUGUUUAUGAUCUCAAGUUUACAACACUAGAUUCUUUUUGGGCUUCUCAGUUUCAUGUGACAUAUUUUCCCCAACAUAAACCAAAAUGGUCCACAGAGGCGACAUUUUCCCAAAGCCCUUUUUGUUUCUGGUAAGCAAGACACCACUGAGAGCUGUCUUGGUGAUAAGUUAAUUCGUAAAAUAUAUAUAUAUAUAUAUAUAUUUACAGUAUAUACACCUGCAAAGGGUGACCUUGUACACGGAGCUGAAUGCAUGGUGUGGAGUAAAAAAAAUAAUAAAUAAAAGAACCCAGUUAGUGUUUCGCCUAUUCCCGCUGCUACAAUGUUCAACUGUUGCUGAAUGUCCGCUUUUUGAAUUAGCUCAAAUUAAUAAAGCUGUACAAAUUCCA
Molecule: messenger RNA, 16857 nt
Organism: Colossoma macropomum (tambaqui)
Lineage: Eukaryota; Metazoa; Chordata; Actinopteri; Characiformes; Serrasalmidae
Gene: ubr4
Product: ubiquitin protein ligase E3 component n-recognin 4
Exons: 106
Coding region: 1-15642 (5213 amino acids)
Molecular function (GO): zinc ion binding; protein binding
Source: RefSeq, a predicted model, not a curated record